CAAAGGAGGAAGAUAACAAACCUGAGUUAAAUUCAAAUGUAAACAAUGAGCAAAAAAUAUUCCUCAUAAAUGUUUAUAAGGUGAAAUACCCAAAUUAAGUGCUUAUAGUACAUUAGUUUAUUUACUUUUGGCAUGUUUAUUGUGAGAGUGUGUAGUUUAUAUUUCGCAUGGCCGCCAUGUUUCGUCGGUGAAAAUUGAAGAAUUUGGCAGAUAUAAAUAACAAAAACUACGAAAGAAACAUGAACUCCAGUUGGCCUUGUUCUGUGCGUAUUGUGUAUUGUUGAAGUGCCCCGAAAGAAAUGUCACCUUCAAAGCAUCAACAGAUUAGCUAUUGCAAUUUGGAGAUAGUUUAAUUGCUUGCAUUAUCAUUCAAGAUGAACGAUACUAUCGGGAAGCCUCUUAAAAAACAUGAUGUUAUUUUAAAUAGCAAAACUGAAUCAUUUGAAAGAAAAAUCCAAUCCAUAAUACAAGUGUGGUAUUGCACAGGUGAACUAAACCUGGUUCAAACUGACAGACGAUAUGUUGGUCAAAUUAUGGAUUGGGCAAAACUACAUACCCUUGAUAUAGUGCUUACAGCUGAAUGGAAAGAUUAUAAAGCUACAUAUGAAGCAAGUCUAUUAAAGGAAAUAGAAAAGGUGGAACUUAAAUUUCGGGAAAUUAGCACUCUCUUUUCGGCCCGUUUUCAAAAACUUGCUGAUGUAGUUAGGAAUCCGUGGGAAGAUCCAACAUUAGUGAAGCUUUUGUCAAAAAAGGAUACUGAAAUUGGGCAGGAUGAAAUCGAAUUUUUCUGCGUCGAGACUGCAUAUUUAGUUUCAUACAGGUUAAAAAAAUUGUGCGAGUCUCAGUGCGAAGAUUUAGCCUUAAAUUUAGUAACUGCCUUCAUGAAGUUUCGUGAACUGUCGAAAUCCGGAAAUUUCAAUCUCAACGGAAAUGAAAUUCAAAUUUGGUUCAUUUUCGACAUUUAUAUAGCACUGCUGUAUAAGUUCCAGGAUAAUCAAAAAAUUGUUUCAUUGCUAAAGGAGUUGUCCUUGGAAGAUGGUUUACAAUUGAUUCGACGGUUCGCAAAGAAGCAAGUGAGAAUUUCAAAAGUUUGGAAAAAUUGUCACAAAAUUGCCAUAUUAGCAUGCCAGGUGUUUAUCUCAACUGCUGCUGUGAAAUUUUCCGAUGAUCAACGAGAUAUAGUCGAGGGUUUGUUGGACAGCUACAUAACAAUAUGCAACACCGACAACCUAAUAGAAAGUUUCACAACAUCAUUAAAACGUAUGAGCCAACUAGCAGAUGCUUCUGGGUUAUACGUUUUCUGUGACGUGGUUCAUAGAAAGGCUGGCAUAAAAUUAAAACCAUUUACCAUCGAAAUGUAUAUCCGCGCUCUGACGGCAGACAUGAACAACCUGGAGAGGCAGAAGAACGACAACGAGACGGAUAAAGUGACGGAGACCACAAAACGUUUGGCACACGCAUUUUGUAAAUUAGCAGACUUAUUAGAUGAACAUGUGAAAGUGAGUCGCGAGUGUGUAUUAACCGCUUUCAGUUUAGAACCUACGCACGAACGUUUAGAAAGAAUCAUCGAAUUGGCUAAAAGAAGUGGUUUUGAAGUGCUGGACACUGGUCAAGGGUGGAAGUGUAAACUGCAUCCACCACAUUUAGAUAAAGACGAAUUGGCGUGGAUAUGUACGGCUUGCGGUGAUUGGAUGAGCAAGCCACAAUUAAAUAUUCCAUUGAACACAAACAUUGCUUUGAAUGAAGCUUUGCAAGCUGACGACUUAGGUAUUUCCCCACAACUUUGCGACGAUCUGGCCGUGUGUCUUUCAAAUCCUAGGUACCAAAUUUUAAGUUGGCUCCUCCCUUGGGAAGAUUUACACCAAAUAUGUGUUAUGUAUACAAACGAUCCGGAGAGGACAAAAAACAUUGUUACAGAGCUCAAAUUCAUUGAUAUAGACUAUUCAAUAUUUAAAGAUAUUAAAAGGGAGCCUGUUGACGAGUUGGCGGGAAUCGAAAAAGGUUAUGAACAGUAUUUGGAUCACGAUUUUACUACUGACGAUCACAUGAGUGUUUUAAGUGAGGAUUCAGUCUCGCAGGACUCCAGACCUUACAGCUUGGGUAGCGACGGUUCGGGAGAUACUCUGCAUUUACCGUCAUUAACCACUCCCAAGUCUGAUCCAAAUACGCUUAAGAGUCUCAGAAUGUUUCGUCCAAGUUUGAAACGAUCCAAGCCCAUUGAACCAGGUCAAAGUGUACCGGAGAAGUUGUAUAAAAUUGGAAUAACAAAUGUACCUCCCAAACAGAAUACGACGUCGCGGGUACCGGCAUCCAUGCACAUUCCGGAGCCGACAUUACAGCACGCCAGCCCAUCACCUUCCCAAGCGAAUUAUACUCCAUUUAGUCAAAGCCAACCAGAUUUGUGUCAACAUUAUAAUAUUGCUGAUCCAAAAAACGGCUUAGUUGCCAUCUUGCCUCCUCACCAUGGAUGGCAAGUGGCAACAAAUCAAACACAGCAAAUCACCUGCCAAGUCAACCCUCAAACGUCAUGUACCAACACCAACGUCAACAAUCAGGACAAGCCACUUAUCCUCAACAGUACCCUUACUUUCAACCAUCAACAAGCUCCGGCCGACAUUACCCUAGUACCUCAACAAACGAAGGUAAAGAAGCCGUCAAAAAAAAUCAAAUCACCAAAGAGGUGCUACUCCAGUGGUACGCCAGAAAGCAGCAGGAGCGUGCGCAGAAGCUCCUCGCCCAGUCGCAACAACCGUCGACCUCUUAUUAUGGUGAAAAAACCACUAAAAAUCAAGUCGGUCAAGGUCACCCACAUCCACAGUCCUACAGAGACCACCAACAACAGCCGGUUCAAUACAGACAGUCAACCUCGGCCGGAUUCUAUGGAGGCCACAACACAAGCGUCCAACUGUACGAGCAACAGCAGUACAAUCAGUACAUCAACACCGGCAUCCGACCAGACGAACCACAAUGUUCCUAUGAUAAACAAAUCGGCUCUGGAUAUAAAGAAUCACAUUAACCAGCCGUUACAAUUAUUGUGCAAUAAAGACGGGGUAACAAUGCAAGAGUUAAUCGAAAAAACUCUGGGUAUACCCGAAAAAAUGGGUAAAUGUCACACUAUUGACUCUAAAAUAAACUACCAAAAAUAUCCGGUGAGCGGUGACAAAUUUAUUAACGAGUUAAAACCAAAGAAUAAAAAUUUGACUGAAAAUAUUAGAACUUAUGCUAGGAAAAGAACCUUUAGUAAGGAUAAUGGAGAAAUGAUAGACUGUGUUACAAAACCAAAAGAGGGUGAUCAAAAUUUAGGUGAGGUGUGUAAAGAUGUAAAUAGUAUUAAAGCUACUUGCGAUGACAAGGAUGCCCUAGUUACACAUUCCAUAAAUGUACAAAAUUUUAAGUGUAAAUUAAAGGAACUUACAGUUGUAUUAAAUAGAAUUCCCGGCGAUAAUAAAGGAACGAACAGUACAAAAACUGACACUAACUUAUUUACUAAUAAACGUCAAAAACACUGCAAUAGUAUAGACAGCAAAGGAAAGGGUGAUAGAGGAUCAGGUACACAAAAAUAUAACAGAAGAAGGAAAAGCAAUGAUAAAUCAGAAAACGACGUUACUGAAAAAGCACCAAAACGAGUACAAAGUUAUAAAUUAUCACCUUUGCAAGACAUUAACCCGAGGGUACCCUCCGAAAACAACAACAAGAAUUCCAAAGGUGAAAAGGAGUGUGAUCUAAAAAAGUUGAAUCAGGGCAAAGACCUGCAAGUACGGUUGGAAAGGUUGCCGGACUCGAAGCUAAAACCCAAAUCGGUCUUCGACAAAAUACCAGGUCUGAACGACUUUCAACUGAUGCGACCGGCCCACGUGAAUCCAAUCGUGAACGUCGUCCAAAUAUCCGGCGGUCGUCCGACGUCGAAUGUGACCGCCCAAAACACCCAGACCAGCACUCAGGUUACUCCGCACAUCCAAAGGAUCGGGCAGCCGAGGACGGAAAAGCCGGAACAAACCAACACCGAUCCUUCCACUACUACCUCCACAAAUGCUUCCACUAUACCGACACAAGGGAAACCCACAACGUCGCAACCCUCCACCCUCAUCAACAUCCUGUCCCAACAAAUCAUACGGCCCGGACCAGUACCUGCCUCCAACUGCGUGAGAACCAGAUCUUCGCCGCUCAUCAACAUACUCUCCCAGCAGAUCAUUAGACCGAACAAUCCUCAGACUGUACAAAAGGUACCGCCGACGAAUUCGACGAACGCUACUUCAGAGUCACAGAUAAACAACGUUAGCAAAGUAACAACAACCACCACAGAAACGUUGGCUGUGAAUACAAUAAAAAAUGUUGCCGCUGUAAAAAACGUGGUGACGACACCAACAUCCGGACAAGGUGGAACAAUCCUUCAGUUCAUAUGCAAAUCAUCAUCACUGCCAAAGUUUCAACAAGCAUUUGGGAAAUCAUCAGUAUACGCGAACAACAGUAACGAAGCAUCAGACAGCACGUCAGCGACCACCGUGGAAGUAUCUACUCCAGAAACAAACAAAAAACAACCCACCACCAUGAAAAACAUUCCAGUAAACGUACAACCAAUACAGGGCAGCGUCAUUUACACCCGACAAAUGCCCGUCGGUCAAGCAAUAAAUCUGAUACCUCCCGGAAGAGGUCAGGUGUUUCGGAUAGCGACGUCAAGCAAUGAACAGAUCUCCCUUGUUAAAGACACGGUGAUUCACAGCAAAAUGAGCGCGUUAUUGGCCGCCGCCCUACAAGGAAAGAAAAGCCAAGACUCUCAGGCCGAUGGAGAAGUGACCAACACAGUCGUUGAAGACGUAAGUCGGGCCAGUACCACAACCACACCACGACCUGCGUUAGUUCAAAACACGAGAGUUGCCAAGCCCGCAGUACAAGUACCUUCGAAUGUAAUACGCACAAGUCCACAGUCACAAUCGUCGAGCCUCAGCUCCACAACUCUGGAACAGUUGAGGGAGUUCGAUAUGGUGUACAAGCAAAUAAAAGAACGUAGCAGCUCCAAUACUUCGGCGGAGGUAAGUGCGACGACUGAAGGCAGUGAACCAGUCUCACCGGCUGCUCAGCCUCAGCGCAUAAGUGUUACGUACGUGAAUCAGGGUCAAAAAUACACUCAGUUGUCGCCGGUGGUUGUAGUGAGCAGUGCCGCCUAUUGUAACCUACAACCGGCAGCCUCGCCGGCUCUAAGUGUCACAUCGCAAGGCAGUUCCAGUCCCUGCGUUACUCCGGCUCCGGCUUCCACACCGACUGUAGCCAAAGUGGCUUCGAAGAGUUCCAAAGGGAAGACUUUAAAAAAUAGCAGCACUACACACACCGCGUCAAAAUCUUCCCCAAUUCCCAAGCCUCAACAAAAACCUCAAGAAGAUGAACACACCACUCAGAGGAUAUUUGAUAUAUUGGCGGAAUAUGCUGAACAACUACGAAACUCACCGGAUCUCAAUAAUAAACCGGCUCCAAGACGCAGAUCAAAUCCCCCGACUAAUCCAAGUCAGAAUUCCAAAAGGAAGAAGAGUUCUAGCUCUAAAUCUUCUAAGUCCGGCCAGUGCAGCACCAUGGCGUCUGAGGCUGACACGGACGAUCAAAGAACAAUGGAGAGUGAAGACAGCUCUUGCGGCGUUGUACAGCUUUCUGUACCCGAGGAAGAACCUCAAGUUCAAACUGUUACAACCACCGAGUCGAACGACAGUAUGACCUCAACUAACUCUAGGCAAUUAAUUUUGACGUCCUCAGAUUCGUGCGGCAAUAACCAACCAAGGAAUUUAAUUAUAGCUGACUCAAGCGUGGGAGAAGCGCUAAAGAUGCCAAAUACCGCAGUAUUAGUUCCUGGCAACUACAUAAUGCCUGUUUCUAUGGUCAAAGGUGGUCAACAGAUCGCCGUCGUUUCAGGCGGUAGUAAAAUCUUAGCCACAGUACCGGCCAGAUCUGGCGCACCCAACAUGCUUUUGUUCCAAAGUUUUUUAAAUCAAUCUAGAAAAACCGGCGUACCAACAGUGAAAUAUUCAACGAUUCAACCGCUUUCCGGAAUUUCCUCACAGAGUUUGGCUGGCGUCAGUGCUCAACCUCCAGUCAUCCUACCUUCAAACUCCCAUAACUUAGCUGCUGUAACACUUGGACAGCCUCUAACGCUUAAGAAGGUGGAAGAAGGCGACAAACAAAACACCGAACUACUGUUAACCAUAUCACAACCGAAAGAUAAUAUUAAAACUGAACCGGUUCAACCUCAGCCAGAUAGUACUAAUAUUCUCUCAGCGGAUGAGAUCAAACAAGAAGAUGCCAUUUCGUCUGACAAUAAUUGCUCAGAAAAGCAACUUUUCACGUAUACAUCAAAGUCUAUUAUUACGUCACCCAUUGCAACUCCCGUUAUUGCGCAGGCUAUCAAGGAGGAAAUUACUUCGGAUAAGUCUCCAUCCUCGCAAGAUAUUGUCGCCGUAGAUAUGUCAUCCAAUGAAAUUAAAGAUGAAAUAAAAGUAGAAAGAGUUCAAUCAGUAUUAGUGACAGCUUGUACAUCAAAUGGUCCAAUGUUGUCGCAUACACCUCCGAGGUACAGGAAGCCAUCGGAAAUUUGUAGCAGUAACAGUGAAGUUAACAGCAAAGAAUUUUUACAUAACGGAGAUAAGCAAAUCAGCAACAGCACAGAUCAAAAGCAUUUUGCCACUCACCAAGUUUACUAUCAAAAUAAGAACAAAAAGAAUAAUAGCCAGCGUCUAGACAGAGAAAUCCAUCAACUCUCGAUUCAAAGAAAACAGGCCGCAUUAGAGAGGGAGCUGCGCUUGCAAAAGUCCCUGUCAGAAGAAUGUGAAGACCUGGGCGUGGACGAGCCCAGCACCAGCGACCUUUUCCCAGAGGCAGACUUGUUGUUCGAUUCCAACCAUUCGCCGUCGUUCGAUCAAAGCUCGCAGGAUUUGAUGAAAAGACCGCAACAAAUGGAGAUCGAUAGGAAAGACGGAAAGUCAACGAUAACCUUGUUCAGUGACGACGACAAUUCAAGUUCGUUAAGAACAAAUUUAUUCGAAUACGUAGACGAAUAUCCCACUGCUGACAACGAAUUGGUUUUUGAUUCCAGUCAGCAGUUGACCAAUGGCCAAAGUAGUACUAGUAACGAGUCAGCGUCUUCCUGUGAAGAUAACACACUUUUACAAAACUGCGCGUCGAUGUCGGACGUCACGCUUAACUCGCCUUUAUCACCUCCAGACAUAUACACGGACACCACACCUCCGUCAAUAAACAAAUACAAGUUCAAGUAUAGCAAUAGGAAAAAAGGCGAGAGGGACAAGCAGCAGCAGACGGAAAAUUGGAGCGGCGAAGUGUCCAGUUCCGACGACACGACGGGCAGCACCGAACUGGAAAAGGUGAACAGUCCCGAACCGGAGCACGACGAUCACCCUUGCGGCAACAAGAGGAGCCACAGCAUAAGUUGUGACGACGAACUCAGUGAUGGUAGCUUUAAAGUUGUGCGCGUGGCCAUAUCAAAAACGGACAUUAUGCUGAAGGACGACGAAAGUUGCGAGGAGCACACGGCCGAUUGCGAAGAACACAUGAACUGUUCACCUAGUGGCAGAGGUGCUAGACGUAGUGUUAAAAAGAUGUGUUCAUGUUGCAAUGGCUCUCAAGAGGAUGGGGUGUCUAGGAAAAGACCGACGUCCAGACCGCACACCCCGUCUUCGCAUAAAAAGGCCUUUUUGAAUAAAAAGAGAUAGUGGGUACACUUCUGAGUAGCAAGUUUAGGUUUAAAUUGUUAGUUGUUCUGUUGACUAGUCGAGCUAUGAAAUGGUUGCGUUUUAGUACAAAUUUUGUGUCUGGGAGCCAUUUGUUCAUUCAUUGUUAAUUUUGGUAAAGGACUAUUAAUGAUAUGAUGAUGAUUAAUGAAUUAACUACAUCUGCAAUCUUUUAGUACCUCUAAUUGUAAAUUUUUCCUCGUAUAUGUAAUAUAUUUAAAUUAUAUGUGCAGUUUGUCGUUGUAUAUAAAUUCAGAAAUAGAUCUAUCAUAGGUAGGCCAGAUGAUAUCUGUCCCAUAAAAAUAAUUACUCUUAUUAACUUAUCGCAAUAAGUUCCACAAUCUUCUGCAAUCUUUACAUUUGUUAUUUAUUACAUUUUGCAUGCCAGUUUUGUACUUUCCUAUUUUUGCAUUUGUUACUUUUUAUAUGGUAACAAUUACAGGGUGUUCAUGUGAAAAUAUAUAUGAAAAAUGAAAUUCCUCCUUUACUCAAGAAAAUUUUUUUAAGUUGCUUACUAGCAUUGAUAUAUGUUAUACAGUUGAUUCACAUGACUUAUUCAUUUGUAAUUAUGGAAAACAGAAAUAAAUACUGAUUUAACAUUUUUGUAAUAUUUAUAACUUGACUUAAAUUACCCUAAUUUUUUUAACAAUAAAUCAUUUGCUGUUAUUUUCAAUGGAACACCCCGUAUAUUUUUGAACUUUAAAAACUACAUGUAAUUACCAAUACAAGGGCUACAGCAUGUCCUACACCUAAAUCCAAUAGUUUUUAAGUUAUAAAUUUUUUUCCCGAAAUUCUUACAGAUUGAUGGUUUAAUCAAUGUUUGUAUUUUGAUGCUGCAUAGUUAAUUUCCUUAUAAGCUGAACCAAGGUUCAGUAAUUUCAUUUGUAGCUACAUGUAGAAUUUAAAAAUCAAAAAUAUACAGGGUGUUCCAUUGAAAUUAAUAAAGUUGAUGACACUUCCGGCCAAACCGGAAAAGUAUUUUUAUUAAUAUUAAUUGAUUAAAUAAAUUAGAAAAAUAGUUCAAGUUAUAAUUGCUAAAAAAAUUCAAAUCAAUACUUUUUUCUGUGUUCCAUAAUGAAUAAAUUAGGUGAAUCGCUCUGUAUUUUGAAUAAAAAUGUCAAACUUGUAUAUUAGUGCUUUUCUUGUUGUUUCAUCUUAUUUAUUAUUAAAUUACAGAAAGUACCAUCUAGUCAGUUAUAUUUAUUUAUAAAUAUAUUUGUCUUUCUGUCAAGUUUUAUUUUCCACUAAAUAUUAACCCACAAAUAAAUUUCAUUUUCUAUCAGCUUUAAAAUUUAACAACGAACACCUUGUACAUCUGCACUUUAAUUAUUUUAAGAUUCACUCUGUAACGUUUUGAUCGACUACUUCAAUAUUCUGAGUAACUUAAAUCGUAACAAAAUAAUUUUAAUCACAAUAAGAUUCUAUUUAUUUAACGAUGAAACGCGGUGAUGUGUACAUAUAAAAUCAUUUAACAUUAUUCGACGUUCAAUUUAUUUAUUCAUAUUAGCAUUUUUUUGGGCUCAGGUCAAACACUAACUUGUUGAUUUUGUGAUAUUUUUUUACCUUGUUGGCCUGCCCAAAUUAUUCAUAAUUAAUGAAAUUAUUUUCAUUUUAAGACUGAAGGUGAAUGAAUUUUUUAAAAAUAAUUCUAUUGUAGCAAUAGCGUCUUAUAAGUUUUAUUUCAGCCCGCAAUUUAUUAUUAUUUGCUUUGUCAUGUCAAAAAAUAUGAAUAAUAAAUUGUUUUAGCCAACGUACAUGGUUCUAGCAUGCCUUAAAGUUUUAUUUUGAUGUGCAUAGAACAGUUAAUUAUAUAGUUUUAUUUUGAAGCAAUAUAUAAUUCGUACAUAUCAAGAUUUAAAGCGUUUUUAAACCUUAGAUUCUGUUACAGCAAAUACAAUUUAUGAUUUGAAGAAAAAAAUAUAAAUGUAAAUAUAAAUUUUUGGUAACUUUGAGUAGCUUAGAGAAUUAAAUUACUUGUGAAGAAUAGUAAAUAUUGAAAUGCAAACUUUGAAAAAAUACCCUUUGUAUAAAAGUAAAUAAAACUGUUUUCCAUCAAAAUUACUUAUAGGUUGUUACAUAAAUAAGAAAUAUUAUUUAUUAAUGUAUUAUUUUAUUUUGCUUAGUACCGUACUUCUUGUAUGUUAUUCAAAAUUUAAACUAUGAUAUAUUUGAUAGGCUUUUAUUGUAUAUUUAAGAGAUUGUACUGGGAUGUACAGUUUCUAGAGCUUGUCGUAAUUAAAAUAGAAAAUAAGUCUAUUCUAAAGCAAAUAAAUACUUUGCUGUGUAUUUUGGAAAUCAUACAUAUAUCGGCUAUAUUUUUUAAAAAUUAAAUUUUGGCUAAAUAUAAUUGACCAUUUUAUUAUUACAUUUUUAUUGCAAAUUCCACAAAUUUAGUUUAAUAUGAAUAGUUUUCAGUUAAAACACACAUGUAAUUAGUAAGUUUUAAUUGCAAAUUUUAACUAGCUUGUUGAUAUAAUAGCUAAUGUGACCGCCCACUUUGACAUAGAGUGUACAGUAACAGACAAUAAGUAGGGUACGAGUUUGUUAUGUUAGUUUUACGUUUUAAAAGUGCUAUAAUAUGCUUCUGUUCAUUUCUACAUUGUAAUCUUUAUGUGUAUACUCAUUUAGUUGUGAACCAUAUUCAAAAUUCAAAUUAUAUUUAUAUAAGACAAACUUUGUAUGUUUUUUAUUACAGUAUUUUUUCCAAAUAAAUGUCUUACAAAAUAA
Molecule: messenger RNA, 10454 nt
Organism: Aethina tumida (small hive beetle)
Lineage: Eukaryota; Metazoa; Arthropoda; Insecta; Coleoptera; Nitidulidae
Exons: 9
Coding region: 375-7709 (2444 amino acids)
Source: RefSeq, a predicted model, not a curated record